Molecule: messenger RNA, 4648 nt
Organism: Megalops cyprinoides (Indo-Pacific tarpon)
Lineage: Eukaryota; Metazoa; Chordata; Actinopteri; Elopiformes; Megalopidae
Product: integrin alpha-X-like
Exons: 30
Coding region: 313-3747 (1144 amino acids)
Biological process (GO): cell adhesion mediated by integrin; cell-matrix adhesion; integrin-mediated signaling pathway
Cellular component (GO): external side of plasma membrane; integrin complex
Molecular function (GO): integrin binding
Source: RefSeq, a predicted model, not a curated record
GUUACGGGCUGCGCACGUUGUUUUCGCUGUACUCUGUGUGAACGGGGGGAGGGGGGAGUCGGGGGAGCGUUUCGCGCGAACAAGGGGAUUUUGGGGUUUCUUGAGCCGUCUUCUCUUUUUAACGACAGUUUGAGACGUACAUGUACGCGUCAACGACACCAUAAUCGCUGAUUGUUUUAAUUUGAAAGGGUUUUAAUUGAAUUGAAUUUGUUUCAAUUUUACGCGACUGUCUUUAGGUUUUAAUUAAAUAUAAAAUUAGGUGUCCUCUGAGCUUUGUGGGCAUACCUAUAUGAACUGAUUGAUGUAUGAAUAAUGGAAAACAGUGUGAUAUGGGCGCUAUGGUUGUGUGGCAUGAUUGGAUUUUUGCACAAUAUACAGCCAGCCUUGUGUUUCAGUGUGGAUACCCGCCAUCCCAGAAUAUUCACUGACAUGGGUGCUGGCUCGUACUUUGGCUACCAGGUGUGUCAGUUUGGACAAGUAAGCACGGACAGUGUUUUGGUCACUGACCCUCUCCGUGACAACAGGACGGGUGGAGUGUACAGGUGCUCCUACCACAGCCGUAACUGUGAGGCACUGCCUUUGAAAGGAGAGCCUGGCAGUACACUUGGGAUGACGUUAACAUGUGAUACAGGCAGAGCAAUGGUGUGUGGACCACAUCUCUCACACAGCUGUGGAAGUUUCAAUUACCUCAAUGGUUUAUGCAUGGAAUUGGGGCCACAACUUAAUGCCACGCAAACACUUAAGCCUGGCUUUGAAGAGUGUCGUCACAAGGGCCUGGAUGCCGUGAUCCUGUUUGAUGACUCUCAGAGUAUCAACAAGAGGGACUUUGCCACCAUGAUAACCUUCAUCAAAAAUAUCAUACGCAUGUUUAAGGACCCCAAAUCACAGGUUGCUGUGGCUCAGUUUUCUACUGCGGCCUACGCUGUUUUCCACUUUGAGAAAUUUCAAGUUGACCGCGACCCAGACAGCCUUCUCCGGUCCGUCCCGCAGACACAAGGACAAACGUACACCCCCUCUGCCAUCCGCUAUGUGCUGGAGAAGAUGCUGACCACAGACAGGGGAAUGAGAGAGGACUCUAAGAAGCUGCUGGUGGUGAUAACUGACGGCAAAUCCAACGAUCCAAAGGAAACAUUUGAUACAGUGAUAUCUAUGGCAGAGAAGAGGGGCGUGACCAGAUUUGCUAUUGGGGUGGGGCGAGAGUAUUCCCGGCAGGAGCUGGAGCUGAUCGCCUCUUCCCCGAAGGAUGUGUUUGAGUCGCAGAGCUUCAGUGCUCUGAACUCCAUUCAGCAACACCUUAAGGAGAAGAUCUUUCCCGUUGAAGGUACAGAUAAGUCUCAGUUCAGUGCCUUCCAGUUUGAACUGUCCCAGGGAGGGUUUAGUGCGGCGUUCGCUCAGGAUGCAGUGUUGUUUGGGGCAGUAGGGGCAUUUGAGUGGUCAGGGGGCAUUGUCAGAGAGACUCAAGGGGCAAAUAGCUCCUUCAUCAACGCCUCAGCCGUGGAACAAGAUAUGAAAGAUUCUUUCCUGGGCUACUCUGUGGCCGUGGCUCAGGUUAAUAACAUCACGGUGUACUUUGCUGGAGCUCCCAGAUACAACCACACUGGCCUGGUACUGGCCUUCCAGAAGGACCACCUCGACCAAAACUGGACCGUAGCUCACAGGAUCUAUGGGACUCAGCUGGGCUCGUACUUUGGUGCGGAGCUAUGCACACUACACGUAUCCAGGAACGGUUGGGCGGGGUUGCUGCUGGCGGUGGGGGCACCCCAGUACCAUUCCGAGGGGGUGGGGGGCGAAGUCCGCAUCUGCACACUGGAUGCUGGUCCUCUCUUUCCUACCAACUGCUCCGUCUCUCUGCAUGGAUCGCCAGGGAAUGAUCGUGGUAAAUUUGGGGCGUCCCUGUCAGCCUGUCCGGACCUGAACGGGGAUGGGGUGCCGGAGUUAGUAGUGGGAGCUCCACAGGAGGAUGGGGAGAAGGGCAGCGUCUACAUCUUCCUGGGGCAUCCAGGAGGCAUCCGGACGAAGUACAGUCAGAAGAUCUCAGGGGCGAACAUUGGGAAUGGCCUGCAUUAUUUUGGGGUUUCUGUGCACUCGUCUGGGGACGUGAGUUCAGAUGGACUGACGGACGUGGUGGUUGGGGCCAGGGGAGCUGCAGUCCUUUUGAGGUCCCAGCCGGUGAUAUGCCCGUCUAUGUCCGUCUCCUUUGACCCCCCCGUCAUCCCACAGGACCGCUUCCACUGUGCAGCCCCCCGCAGUCCUCACUCACUCGUUUCCACGGCGACUGCGUGCGUCACCAUCGAUGGGGUUCUCACAGGGAGCAUAAGCGCUGUGCUCAGAGCCGCAGUGUCCAUGUCCUUGGAGCUGGACGCCCAGACCAGGCCGGCACGCCUGCACCUCGACCCCAACUCGGCCUCCUUGCACUGGACCGCAACCGUUGCACACACCACCUGCUAUAAUCUCUCCAUCAGCCUCUCGGUCAAUGCGUGUAUCUCUCAUUACAGUGCAGUGCCUCUGUCAGCGCAGCUAACUGUAAAGGGGCAGAAGGUUGAAGGGACAGAGGGUUUGCUGCCCGUCAUGGGUCCUGAUUGCCCUUCCUCGUUCACUUUCCCGGUAUUGCUCGAGGAGGUAUGUGGAGAGGACCAUGUGUGUGUUUCUGACCUGCAGGUUUCUCUCAGCAUCACCAGUGUGAUGGUAGUCAGCAGUCAAGGCUACCCAGUUGACGUUUCCGUGGAGGUGCUGAAUAGAGGAGAGGAUGCCUCGGGGACAGAGAUGACCCUGGUCUACCCCUCCGCUCUCUCCUUCACACAUGCCAAAGCGUCUUCAGCAAUGAGCAAUUUGUAUUGCGUGUCUAACACUACAAGUGUCAACAAUCAUACACAAACAGUGUGUCGGCUCAGUACCAGCGUCCUUAGACAGGGGGCAGCGAUGAAGGUGCUGGUUUUUCUCUCUGUGUUACAUCCCUCUGAUCUGACGGACACAGUUACAGUACAGGCGACUGUCAGCAGUAAAAAUGAGCAUGCUGAGACCUUACAGGACAACUAUGGCAACUGCUCUGUAGCUGUCAGGCUGCCAAUCAACAUCAUUAUCAAAGAGCAAAAUUCCACCCGAUACCUUACCCUCCCUGGGGGGAAGCUGCUCGAACACACAUUCACGGUGGAGAACGUUGGAAACGCGGACGUUCCAGUGAAUGUAACGUUUGUGGUUCCCGUAGAGAUGGACUUUGGCCUCCGUUGGAAUGUUUCUCUUCCUGUAACGGACAGAAGAGCAAUUUGUGUGACGAAGGGGGUCAUCUCUCGCAAUGACAAAAACACUACUUUGGUCCAGUAUUGUAGUGGCACCAUUUGUCAUCUGAUUGGCUGCACUGUUGACCUGCUGGGCCCUGAAGAAUCAAUUGGAUUCCCAUUCGUGGGGAACAUAAAUGGAGACAUUGCAGUUUCAGGUACACAGAUGAAGGUGUUGAGCUGGGGCUUCCUGUCAUUUGACCCACACAAAUACGCUCAGUUCCCUCCGAACAGAUUUCACAACUGCACUAUUGGCACAGUGCUGGAAACACCCUCUACAAGCCAAAGAAACCUCAUCAUCGCGGGCAGUGUUGUAUCCGCGUUGUUGCUAAUGGCGAUUGUCUUUGCGAUUCUCUACAAGAUUGGAUUUUUUAAAUCCAAAGACCACGAUGAUGAUGAUGACCCAAGGCCUCCCCAGCAGGAGACUGAAGGAACUACAGAGCCCUCUGCUGACAGGGAGACCACACUGUAGCCCUACCUGAAGUACAGCAGCUUCCCAACCAUGGACCAGCCUCAACUGCAGUCGAACCCAAGAUUCAGCAGGGUCUUGACUUAACUGCAGCUCAGCCCAGACUGUAGCAUUGUCCCAACUUGCACAAACUUUGACCAGGGCUGUUUCUGUACAAUUGUCUGCUCGUGUUAUAGCCAGCUCUGACUCAGGUUUGAAGUGCGGUACAGAGAAUCAAGAUGUGAUAUUUAAUGGUUACAGUCUGAGCUGCUCAAAACAUGUACAGAAAAGUGCAGGCAAAGAGACCAGGGAAUGCACUGUAGUUUGACAGACCAGGAUUGUGCAGUCUGACAUUUCAAAGAUGACUUAGAGUCCACAGCAUACUUUCAAACGGUAACCCCGCCUAAACUUGAGUCUAAUGCAAAGUGGGAACAACAUCAAACUAUUGACUCCAAAAUGUUAACAAGUACAGUAAAACGGUAUUUUUAUUUUUUAUUAUGACUCACAGGAAACCCCAGAUAUGCAGAGGACUCACAGCCUCACACCCUCUUCCUCUAAGUAAAGUCAGCUUCUCACUCAAAUGCCUUCUGAGGCAAAUAUAUUAAUAUGCUGUUAUUGCUUACAAUGUCCUUUUGUGAAUUUCACUUGCUAUAUGAAUUGCUUUCCCACUGCCGAAAUCAAGAAUGUGCCCCAUUCUCCUUGAUAAAAAAGUGUUCAGUACAAAAUGGGAUGCCUUUUACCAGAAGCAUUUUUUUUUCCAUACACAACAGACAGCGAGACAGAGUGAAUUUCACACUCACAACAUGACACCAAACAUUCAUGUCAUCAGUUAGAUGUUUAAUAAUUUAAACUACACCACUGUGAACAAUCUAAUGGUACACAGAAACACAACUACAACAGCAUAGUGUCUGUCUGUGGGGUGAUA